This is a messenger RNA of Gasterosteus aculeatus aculeatus (three-spined stickleback), 1149 nucleotides long. The record is from RefSeq and is a predicted model, not a curated record. NCBI's taxonomy places the organism in Eukaryota, Metazoa, Chordata, Actinopteri, Perciformes, Gasterosteidae.
CGUCACUUCCUCUUUAAACAUGGCCGCGCACUGACAAAUGUCACAUUUCUCCCGUUGUUGUAAACAUUCAGUUAUUAACGUUUAUUUUUUAGCAACUUUCCAUCAAAAAAUAAAGAAGGAGAAAGCAGAGGAUAUUUUGAUUCACUCCGUUCAACAUCGGCCGCGGCAUUUUGGUAUUUCUUUGCUCGGUUCUAAAGCACACUAAGUUGGGUAAAAGUGUCUGUGGUUGCAGGCUAAUCGAGCCAACACCAUGGUUCAUUUAUCAUCUCUCCUGCUCAAAAAUUACCACGGAGGUUACGUUGUCAUCCGGUUGGCUCUUGCAGGCCACAAACAAGCGAACAGACCUUUUUAUCGAAUCGUGGCAGCUUACAACAAAAGGGCAAGAGAUGGAAAAUACAUAGAGCAGCUGGGCACCUACGACCCCCUCCCCAACAUCUACAAUGAGAAACUCGUCAGCUUCAACUUUGACCGAAUCAAGUACUGGAUCGGCUGUGGCGCACACCCUACCAAGCCAAUUUCUAAACUUCUUGGGUUGGCAGGAUUUUUUCCUCUGCACCCAAUGACGAUAACAGAGGCAGAGCGUCAAAGAGCACAAACCGAGCCGAUAGCAGCAGGACCAGGAGAUGAUCUACAGCAGGGACAGAAGGAGGCUGAACCGUGAGAAUUAAAGCUGGGAAUGGUUUUAAGACUAGUUCAAAAGGAUGACAGUUAUUUGGAGGGAACGGAUUGAUAUAUUUCCCAACUUUUCUUGAAGCGAUGCCAGAUUAAGAUGUGUUGUUCUAGUUGCUCUAGCAGUGGUUAUGGACACUUCUUUUUAAAACUGAUUCUCAAUCUAAAGCAAUUGUUUCAGGUUUAUGAGAGAGGAGGUCCGUGACAGAUAGUUGUGUAUUUAAUGCUUUAUUUGACUUGAAUAAAAUGUUUCAAUAUCAUUUCAUUUUGUUGUCGUUCAAGCAGAUUAUUUUUCAAUCUGACUUUGUUUAACAUUUUCAAGACCUUCCAUGGAAAAAAUAUUUUGUUUACUUUCAACUGGUCUCAUUAAGGGUGUUGUCAUUUUAAAUUGUGUGUUUUGUUUCUUUUGAGACUAAUAAAAAGAAAAUAGUCUGUGGGCUACACCAACACAAAAUAAAUUACCUGCCUUUGUUUAAACUA